CACGGAGCCACCUUCCGGCCGGUGGCACUGUCGGGCUGAGGUUGUGUGGGCUGGGGGCGCCAUGGGGGCCACUGGUGACGCCGAGCAGCCGCGGGGGCCUGGCGGGGCAGAGCGGGGAGGCCCCGAGCCGGGGGAUGCGGGCGCAGCGGGGCAGCUGGUUCUCACGAACCCUUGGAACAUCAUGAUAAAGCACCGACAGGUGCAGCGAAGGGGCCGCCGUUCGCAGAUGACAACAAGUUUCACAGAUCCUGCCAUUUCCAUGGACCUCCUCCGUGCUGUCCUGCAGCCUAGCAUCAAUGAGGAGAUCCAGACUGUCUUCAACAAGUACAUGAAGUUCUUCCAGAAGGCAGCCCUGAACGUACGAGACAACGUCGGGGAAGAAGUGGACGCAGAGCAGCUAAUCCAGGAGGCCUGUCGCAGCUGCUUGGAGCAGGCUAAGCUGCUGUUUUCAGAUGGAGAAAAAGUCAUACCCAGACUGACCCAUGAGCUCCCAGGGAUAAAGCGUGUGCGGCAGGCAGAAGAGGAAUGUGCCCAUCGAGGAAGCCCCAUCCCCAAGAAGAGGAAGGGACGGCCUCCAGGACACAUCCUGUCAAAUGACCGGGCAGCCGCCGGCAUCGUAUGGAAACCAAAAUCCUGUGAACCAAUUCGCCGGGAAGGCCCCAAGUGGGACCCAGCUCGGCUGAAUGAGUCCACCACCUUUGUGUUGGGAUCUCGAGCCAACAAGGCCCUGGGCAUGGGGGGCACCAGAGGGAGGAUCUACAUCAAGCACCCACACCUCUUUAAGUAUGCGGCUGACCCCCAGGACAAGCACUGGCUGGCGGAGCAGCAUCACAUGCGGGCAACAGGCGGGAAGAUGGCCUACCUUCUCAUCGAGGAGGACAUCCGGGACCUUGCUGCCAGCGAUGACUACAGGGGCUGCCUAGACCUGAAGUUGGAGGAGCUGAAGUCCUUCGUCCUACCCUCCUGGAUGGUUGAGAAGAUGCGAAAGUACAUGGAAACACUACGGACAGAGAAUGAGCAUCGCGCUGAAGCACCUCCACAGACCUGAGGCCCGGCCCUGGAUAGACGUGGAUGCCCUCCUCCUAGGCCCUCUCUCCCACGGCCAAGGCCACCACUGAGCCGCUCCUAACAGGAUCUCGGCAGCAUUAUGCUCUACCUAGGCUGGUUUGUAGUGACUCAACUGCAGAGCACCCCAGACAGCCAUGUGGGUCUGUAUUUGUAAAGUUAUUGGGAUACAAAGCAAUUAAAUAGUUUGUAAUAAACAGAUGGUGA
Messenger RNA from Orycteropus afer afer, 1272 nucleotides. It is a transcript of the gene DNTTIP1, whose product is annotated as deoxynucleotidyltransferase terminal interacting protein 1. NCBI's taxonomy places the organism in Eukaryota, Metazoa, Chordata, Mammalia, Tubulidentata, Orycteropodidae. The record is from RefSeq and is a predicted model, not a curated record. Gene Ontology annotation, molecular function: nucleosome binding; DNA binding. Gene Ontology annotation, cellular component: nucleus.